UCCAACUACACAGAAAGCAUCAAAGAAGCGAAGAAAAAUGCUCUUGACAACUCCAGAAGAAUCUCGGCCUCGCCAGAAACCUUGAUAAGCACUCGAAGGCCACCUCCAUCUCCUCCCUCCCCACCCAGAAACACUUCCACCUCAGACACUCACUAACUCACAGCAUUCACUCCUCUCUGGCAGGCUCCAGAAGACCACAAAUUACGGUAAGUCCCAAACCCCUCCCCCUCUUACUGACAAAACACAGAAGGUCUUCAGCAAAUAUGUCUAUGGAGUAUUUGUACAAGCCCAUGUCAUGGAGUGAAUUGCUUUGUCAGUGCCUGCCUGUCCGCAACAACAAGCCUUCUGUCGAGCCAGAUAUUGAGAUGCAAAACUUCUACUCUCGCAGAUUCCCCUUCAACUCCACUCACCUCGGUCAAACCCCUGCUAACCCCGUCGUCCCUGAUCCCGUUGCUCGCGCCAAUCGCCCCGACAAUACUCGCAGAAGACCUUACGACUCGCGGUGGACGAGAGAUGACAGUGAUCAGUGCCCUUCUGCUGCUCCGAGCAGAAGCGGUGCAAGAAACCCUGUUGCUCGUCAUCUCUCCCGUAGCCCUGGACCGGUUGGUAUGCGCACCCCUCCCCGUUGUGCAAACCCUUAUUUGCCUCCUCCUCGUUAUCCUCCAAACCUUCGUAUCGCAGCCAACACACCCGAUAUGUUUGUUCACGACUCCAACUCUUCUCCUGGUGCUCCUGAAGCUCGUACCCCUGACUGGGAAGACUUCACCAGAGUCUCUUGGACCGAUCCUGCUAGAGCUAGAGUUAGCCCUCCUGCUUCUCCGACUUCGGUUCAUAGGAUGAGUGGUGCUUUGCCUGGUUCUCCUACCUCUGACUACUCCUCAUCUAGCCCUAUCUGGGAGCUCCCUAAUCCCUCUUCAAUCUUCUCCUCUGACGCUGGUGUACGCACUCCUGAUGUCAGAGCUGACAAUGCUGCUCGUAUCGCUGCUGUUCGUGUCCCCAGAAUUAGUCCUAGAGCUGCUUCUUAUGCUGGCAUCUUGGACAUUCAAGCCAGCAUUGAUGCUAGACGUUCGAGAGUUGGUUCCGCGACAAAUGCUGAAGCUGCUCUUCCAGCCCCUCCUUCGCCCACGGGCUCUGUGGACUCCGUUGAUUUCUUCUCUGGUGCUGCUGGAAGACCUGAUUUUGGUGAGAGGGUUGAGAGGAGUGGUGGCAGACAGGCUCCGGUCAGACCUGCUAGGUACGCUGGUACUAGCCCUUAUGUUGCUUAAGUGAAUUUACUUUGCUGAUGAAUUGAGGUGAGUCGCUACAGUUGAUGUGACAGAUUGAUACACACAUAGCUUUUGAUUAAGGUGG
Messenger RNA from Aureobasidium subglaciale EXF-2481, 1350 nucleotides. RefSeq lists its product as uncharacterized. The coding region runs from base 264 to 1265 and encodes 333 amino acids. The transcript has a single exon. Lineage: Eukaryota; Fungi; Ascomycota; Dothideomycetes; Dothideales; Saccotheciaceae. The record is from RefSeq and is a predicted model, not a curated record.